AUCGCAAAUGGUUCUGGUCCCUUCUGAGACCAACAAAAGCCGUUACUCGGGCGGUCAGCUCCCCUUGUCGCCCGGAGAAGGCAGAGGGCGGCUUGGGCCGCGGAGGGAGGAGAAGAGGUUUGAACGAGCGCGCUCUGGGCGCCGGGCCGCCUCCUCCUCGGGUUUCUUCCUGUUUGAUAGUCAACCAGCACAAUGUUCUACGCACAUUUUGUCCUCAGUAAAAGAGGGCCUCUGGCCAAAAUUUGGCUAGCGGCCCAUUGGGAUAAGAAGCUAACCAAAGCCCAUGUAUUCGAGUGUAAUUUGGAGAGCAGUGUGGAGAGUAUCAUCUCACCAAAGGUGAAGAUGGCAUUGCGAACAUCGGGACAUCUUUUACUGGGAGUAGUUCGAAUCUAUCACAGGAAAGCCAAAUAUCUUCUUGCAGACUGUAAUGAAGCAUUCAUUAAGAUAAAGAUGGCUUUUCGGCCAGGUGUUGUUGACCUUCCUGAAGAAAACCGUGAAGCAGCUUACAAUGCCAUUACUUUACCAGAAGAAUUUCAUGAUUUUGAUCAGCCACUGCCUGACUUAGAUGACAUCGAUGUGGCCCAACAAUUCAGCCUGAACCAGAGUAGAGUGGAAGAGAUAACCAUGAGGGAAGAAGUUGGAAACAUCAGUAUCCUUCAAGAAAAUGACUUUGGUGACUUUGGAGUGGAUGAUCGUGAGAUAAUGAGAGAAGGCAGUGCUUUUGAGGAUGACGACAUGUUGGGAAGCAAUAAUGCUUCCAACCUCCUAUUAGAACCUGAACAGAGCACCAGCAAUUUGAAUGAGAAAAUUAACCAUUUAGAAUAUGAAGACCAAUAUAAGGAUGAUAAUUUUGGAGAAGGAAAUGAUGGUGGAAUAUUGGAUGACAAGCUCAUUAGUAAUAAUGAUGGUGGUAUCUUUGACGAUCCUCCUGCCCUCUCUGAGACAGGAGUGAUGUUGCCGGAACAGCCUGCACAUGAUGAUAUGGAUGAGGAUGAUAAUGUAUCAAUGGGUGGGCCUGACAGUCCUGAUUCAGUGGAUCCCGUUGAACCAAUGCCAACUAUGACUGAUCAAACAACACUUGUUCCAAAUGAAGAAGAAGCAUUUGCUCUGGAACCUAUUGAUAUCACUGUCAAAGAAACAAAAGCCAAGAGGAAGAGGAAGCUAAUUGUUGACAGUGUCAAAGAGUUGGAUAGCAAAACAAUUAGAGCCCAACUUAGUGAUUACUCUGACAUUGUUACGACGCUGGACUUGGCACCACCCACCAAGAAGUUGAUGAUGUGGAAAGAGACAGGAGGAGUAGAAAAACUUUUUUCUCUACCUGCUCAGCCUCUGUGGAAUAACAGACUACUAAAGCUCUUUACACGUUGUCUUACACCACUUGUACCAGAAGACCUUAGGAAAAGGAGGAAAGGAGGAGAGGCGGAUAAUUUGGAUGAGUUCCUCAAAGAAUUUGAAAAUCCAGAGGUUCCUAGAGAGGACCAGCAGCAGCAACAUCAGCAGCGUGAUGUUAUAGAUGAACCCAUUAUGGAAGAGCCAAGCCGCCUCCAGGAAACAAUGGAGACAAGCAGAACAAACGUGGACGAGUCAGCCAUGCCCCCACCCCCACCUCAGGGAGUUAAGCGGAAAGCUGGACAAGUAGACCCAGAGCCUGUGGUACCUCCUCAGCAGGUGGAGCAGAUGGAAAUACCACCUGUGGAGCUUCCCCCUGAAGAACCUCCAAAUAUCUGUCAGCUAAUCCCUGAGUUAGAACUUCUGCCCGAGAAGGAGAAGGAGAAAGAAAAAGAGAAAGAAGAUGAUGAAGAGGAGGAGGAUGAAGAUGCUUUGGGGGGCGACCAGGAUCAGGAAGAAAGAAGGUGGAACAAAAGGACCCAACAGAUGCUCCAUGGUCUUCAGCGUGCUCUUGCUAAAACUGGAGCUGAAUCUAUCAGUUUGCUUGAGUUAUGUCGAAACACGAACAGAAAGCAAGCUGCAGCAAAGUUCUACAGCUUUUUGGUUCUUAAAAAACAGCAAGCUAUUGAGCUGACACAGGAGGAACCAUACAGUGACAUCAUCGCAACACCUGGACCAAGGUUCCAUAUUAUUUGAGGAGGUAGAAACAUUAUAGCUAGUGUUUAUUUCACUAGUGCAUACAAAUCGCCCCCAUGUGUAGGGCACACAAAACCUUUCAAGAAAAUUUAGGUUUUUGUCUGUACAAAGCCUCUGCCUUUUUCUCUCUUCAUUUUUUUCCUAUUAUGUUAAAUUUAUCAAUUUCAUCUUUAAAGGAAACUGCUUUAUAUGGUUAUGUUUGUGCUGAUGGAGGAAACAGUGCCCCAGAAGACUAUUUCAAACAGUUCAGAACACACGUGUGCAAUAUCGGUGCAUGUACUAAUGUUGAGUACCAGUCAUAAUUUUUAUCUUAGGUUUUCCUUUUCAAUGUAGUGAUGGAGAACUAUCUAAAAAGAAUGCCUGACAGUUUAAGAAGACUGUUUGACAGGAACAAAAAAAAAGCCUUCCCAUCACCAGUAACAACGGCAGUUGUCUUGUUAAACACUGUACGUAGGAAUAGUACCUGAAACAGCAAAGGUCAUCUUGAGAUACAUUUUAAAGUCUAAUUCCGUAAUAAGGUGUAUGUGAAAUUGUGCUGUGGCUGCUCCCUGUCAGCUAUAAGAAGAUAAGACUGACUCGGUUUAAAGUAUUCUAUUUUGUGAAUCAUUCCAGUUAAGUCUUUUAUGAACUUUGGUAUCCUGGAGUUUGUAGUUUUAGGAAUGCUCUAGAGUGAGCAGACAAAACUUUUCAGAGUCACACGACCAUAGGAAACAUUUAUAAUGUUCCAGGAGCUAUAAAUCAAGAGUUUUUAAAAAAAAACGCUUGGAUCUAUCUGUUUGCAUAUUCAGAUCAUGAAAAUAGAAAUUGAUUUGCCUACCAAAAGGGCAGAUGGAUGGGAAAUUAUACAUGUGGUUGACUUAACCUUUUAGCAGACAAUGCUGUAAAAACUAAUGGCUUCUCUGAUAUUUAUUAUAAAAGUUAGUACUGAUCUUUUUCCAGUGCUGCACACUCCGGUGUUUGGAACUUUUAUUUUAAUGGCUUUGCAACUGAAAUCCUGUAUCUGGUUUCCUAUAAUUUAAGUGAAAAACACAUCUAAAUAAAGCUUUUAUUAACAGACCAGAUAGCACCAGAAAUUAUGUGACUAUUGUGAUUAUCAAAAUAUGUUUUAACUUUUUAGGGAAAAAUUACACUGAAAGUUCUAGCUUAAGUGUUGGCACUUUUGUGGAAAAAAAUCACUUUUUGAAACACAGACUUCAGUGUAUACCCAAUAAUUUAAAAUUAUGUGAAAUGUUUUAAAUUUGUGAACUCGUAAUUACUGUUUUAAUGAUUCAGUUUCUUGAGAAUGGUAAUUGUACAAAAUUGCUAUUGCAGCUUUAAUUUCCAUAUGAUGUGCCUGUAAACCAUGGAAUUUUCCCCUUUUGUAAAAAGACAUUGUAGAUAAUUGAAUGUUUGAUUAUAGAAAGGUCAUUAGUUUCUUGUUACACAUUUUGUUAGUCUGGUUUUUGUUGCCUAUUGGGUUUAAUAUUGUUCUUGAAAAUAGUUAAUGCUAUGUUAUGUAUAACUUUUCUAAUAAAAGUUGUGUUAUAAGCUGUAAA
This is a messenger RNA of Oryctolagus cuniculus (rabbit), 3620 nucleotides long. It is a transcript of the gene RAD21, whose product is annotated as RAD21 cohesin complex component. The record is from RefSeq and is a predicted model, not a curated record. Gene Ontology annotation, biological process: replication-born double-strand break repair via sister chromatid exchange; sister chromatid cohesion. Gene Ontology annotation, cellular component: meiotic cohesin complex. Gene Ontology annotation, molecular function: chromatin binding; protein binding. Lineage: Eukaryota; Metazoa; Chordata; Mammalia; Lagomorpha; Leporidae.